This is a messenger RNA of Arabis nemorensis, 5154 nucleotides long. NCBI's taxonomy places the organism in Eukaryota, Viridiplantae, Streptophyta, Magnoliopsida, Brassicales, Brassicaceae. The record is from the annotation of a GenBank genome assembly.
AUGCGAUCUCCGUUUCUACUCUCGGAUCCUCCGUUUCUACGUUCUCCUCUAAUCCCGCGUUACAAUUCCAGAAACUCCUUCAAACGCGGAAGAGGACGAUUCUCCUUCGCCGAGUCUCUUCGUGUUUCUCUUCACGGAAUCGGAAGAAACAUCGAGGUCGCUCAAGGAUUGCAAUUCGAUGGGCCGAUUAUGAGUAGUGAAGCUUUGGUAGUGAAUGAGGAUGAUGAUUUAAUGGUCCAAGUGUGUGUGACUCGUACAUUGCCUCCAGCUUUGACUCUUGAGCUUGGUCUCGAGAGACUCAAGGAGGCUGUUGAUGAACUGAAAACUAAUCCUCCAAACUCAUCUAGUGGCUUUUUGCGAUUUCAAGUGGCUGUGCCUCCAAGGGCAAAAGCUUUGUUCUGGUUUUGCUCUCAACCUAAGUCGUCUGGUGUAUUUCCUGUGUUUUUCCUCUCCAAGGAAACUGUGAAGCCUUCUUAUAAAUCACUCUAUGUAAAGGAACCUCAUGGGGUUUUUGGAAUUGGGAACGCACUCUCUUUCGUUCAUCCGUCUUCGAUUGACUCCACAGGACAUAGCACGAGAAAAACAUUCCUCUCAGAUGAAUCAGCUAUGGUGACGGCCUAUGGUUUUCCAGAUAUUGAUUUCAACGAAUACUCUGCUGUAAAUAGCAAGGAUGGCUCUUCUUACUUUUUCGUUCCUCAGAUUGAGUUAGAUGAGCAUGAGGAGGUCUCUAUAUUAGCAGUUACACUGGCAUGGGAUGAUUCUCUCUCUCACAGCUUUGCGCAAACGAUUAGUUCAUACGAGAAAUCAAUUUUUCAGGUUUCUUGUCAUUUCUGCCCAAAUUUAGAGGAUCAUUGGUUCAAACAUCUAAAAAGUUCUCUUGCAAAGUUCAGUGUGAAAGAGAUGCAUCCAAUUGAGAUGGAGCAUAUGGGGUUUUUCACAUUUUCUGGAAGAGAUCAGGCUGGCGUCAAGGAACUGAAAAAUAUACAAUCAUCAUGUCAGUUCUAUUGCAAGCUUUCACCUGGCGUUAUUUUCUCAAACAACAUGCUGAAUCAGGAAACUGAAGUGAGCAACUUCUUGAAAAAUGAGGCUAACAUCAAUGCUGUAUGGGCAUCAGCUAUAAUUGAAGAGUGCACUCGUCUUGGUUUGACGUACUUUUGUGUAGCUCCUGGAUCAAGGUCUUCCCAUCUUGCUAUUGCUGCUGCCAACCAUCCCCUAACAACGUGUCUUGCAUGCUUUGACGAACGAUCUCUUGCCUUUCACGCUAUUGGGUAUGCGAAAGGAUCCCUCAAACCGGCAGUCAUUAUAACAUCAUCAGGAACUGCCGUUUCAAAUCUUCUUCCAGCGGUGGUUGAAGCCAGUGAGGAUUUUUUACCACUGCUACUACUUACUGCAGAUCGUCCUCCUGAACUUCAAGGCGUUGGCGCAAAUCAAGCGAUAAAUCAAAUAAAUCACUUUGGCUCGUUUGUCAGAUUCUUCUUCAAUCUUCCUCCUCCAACUGAUCUUAUUCCAGUCCGGAUGGUCCUUACUACUGUAGACUCUGCUCUACAUUGGGCAACAGGUUCUGCUUGUGGACCAGUACAUCUCAAUUGUCCGUUUAGAGACCCACUUGACGGUAGUCCAACAAAUUGGUCAUUCAACUGCUUAAAUGGAUUGGACAUGUGGAUGUCUAAUUCUGAACCAUUCACAAAAUAUUUUCAAGUACAAAGCCUUAAAAGCAAUGGUGUAACAACUGGCCAAAUCACUGAGGUUUUACAAGUAAUCAAAGAGGCUAAGAAGGGUCUUCUUCUUAUUGGUGCUAUCCAUACAGAGGAUGAAAUUUGGGCUUCUCUUAUGUUGGCUAAAGAGCUGAUGUGGCCUGUAGUUGCAGAUGUAUUGUCUGGUGUACGGCUGCGCAAGCUUCUUAGACCCUUUCUUGAUGUGACCCCUAUUUUUGUUGAUCAUCUUGAUCAUGCCCUGCUUUCAGAUUCUGUUAGGAAUUUGAUAGAGUUUGAUGUUGUUAUCCAGGUUGGAAGUCGGAUAACAAGUAAAAGAGUUACUCAGGUGCUAGAGAAAUGCUUUCCAUUUGCAUACAUUUUGGUUGAUAAGCAUCCGUGCAGACAUGACCCAUCACACCUGGUCACUCACAGGGUCCAAAGCAACAUUGUUCAAUUUGCUGAGUGUGUGCUUAGAUCUCGAUUUCCAUGGAGGAGAAGCAAGUUGCAUGGUCAUCUACAGGCAUUGGAUGGCGCUAUUACCCGGGAAAUGUCAUUUCAAAUAUCUGCUGAAUGCUCCCUUACUGAACCUUAUGUAGCACAUAUGCUUUCCAAAGCACUGACUUCCAAAACUGCUCUUUUCGUUGGGAAUAGUAUGCCAAUAAGGGAUGUGGAUAUGUAUGGAUGUAGUUCGGGAAAUUAUUCUCAUGUGGUAGAUAUGAUGUUAAAUGCAGAGCUACCAUGUCAAUGGAUACAAGUAACUGGAAAUAGAGGAGCUAGUGGCAUUGAUGGUUUGCUCAGCUCGGCCACUGGCUUUGCUGUAGGAUGCAAGAAGAGAGUGGUUUGUGUGGUGGGGGACAUCUCUUUCCUUCAUGAUACAAAUGGAUUGGCGAUUUUGAAGCAGAGGAUUGCGAGGAAACCAAUGACAAUUCUAGUGAUAAACAACCGUGGAGGUGGAAUCUUCCGACUUCUUCCUAUAGCAAAGAGAACAGAACCUAGCGUGUUAAAUCAAUAUUUCUAUACAUCACAUGACAUAUCCAUUGAGAACUUGUGUUUGGCACAUGGUUUGAGGUAUGUACAUGUUGGGACGAAAAGUGAAUUUGAGGAAGCUCUAUUUGUACCCAGCAUGGAAGAGAUGGAUUGCAUUGUGGAGGUUGAAAGCUCUAUAGAUGCUAACGCAAUCAUUCAUAGUACUCUGGAGAGGUUUGCACGCCAAGCUGCAGACAAUUCUUUGGGCAUUAUCUCGGCCAGUUCUCUUCUUCAUCCGAUUAUCGGAAAUGUACUUCUUUGCCAAGUCUCUGGAAUACAAUAUUCGCGGUACAGAAUCCAACUAUGUGAUAGACCUACCAUAUGUUCUGAUGAUUUUUCUCAAUUCCAUCGAGAAGGGUUCAUUCUCUCCCUGACUUUGGAGGAUGGAAGCAUUGGCUAUGGAGAGGUUGCACCUUUGGACAGUAAUAGAGAGAGCUUAAUGGAUGUGGAGGGGCAGCUAGAGUUAGUUCUUCACAUUAUGAAAGGAGCUAAAUUCAGUUACAUGCUUCCUUUGUUGAAUGGCUCGGUUUCUUCCUGGAUUUGGAGUGAACUUGGAAUCACUGCAUCAUCAAUUUUCCAGAGUGUCAGAUGUGGUUUGGAAAUGGCUCUUCUGAAUGCAUUGGCAGUAAGACAUGAUUCUAGUUUGUUGGGGAUACUUCAUCUUCAGAAAGAAGAAAAUGGUUCUGCUCAGCCACACUCUGUUCAAAUAUGCGCCCUUUUAGAUUCUGAAGGUACUCCAUCGGAGGUCGCAUGUGUUGCUAGAAAACUUGUUGAAGAAGGGUUCUGUGCUAUAAAACUUAAAGUUGCUCGUCGAGUGAACUCUGCUAUAGAUGCUUUGGUUCUACAAGAAGUGAGGAGAGUCGUUGGCGAUCAAAUUGAACUCCGUGCAGAUGCAAAUUGUCGCUGGACUUUUGAAGAGGCACUAAAGUUUGGCUUAUUGGUGAAAAGCUGUAAUCUAAAAUAUAUUGAGGAGCCUGUCCAGAAUAAAGAUGAUCUUAUAAGGUUUCAUGAAGAAAGUGGAUUACCAGUGGCACUUGAUGAGACUCUGGAUGAUUUUGAGGAAUGUCCUCUGCGUAUGCUUACCAAAUAUGCCCAUCCUGGAAUAGUUGCUGUUGUUAUUAAACCAACUGUUGUGGGAGGGUUUGAGAAUGCAGCACUGAUUGCUCGGUGGGCACAGCAGCAUGGGAAGAUGGCUGUUAUAAGUGCUGCAUACGAAAGUGGCCUAGGUUUAUCAGCAUAUAUUUUACUUGCAUCAUAUUUGGAGAUGGAGAACGUCAAAGCAUCCACAGAGCAGAAGCAAGGAAUAGCCUCUUUUGUGGCCCAUGGUCUUGGGACUUACCGAUGGCUUAGUGAAGACAUAAUGAUGAAUACUUUAGGGAUAUCCCGUAGCCCUUACAGUGGAUUUGUCGAAGGAUCUGUUGCUGUUGCUAGCAAAAAUCUAAAGGAUAUUAAAAUAAACAACGAUGUUAUUGUAAGAACCAGUGAAAGAGUCCCUGUCCGGAGGCAUGAACUGAGGGUGGAUGUAGAUGGUUUCUCUCAUUUCAUAAGAAUCCACGAUAUUGGACAGAAUGCAGAGGGAAAUGUAGUUUUGUUUCUUCAUGGAUUUCUUGGAACUGGUGAAGAAUGGAUCCCCAUCAUGAAGGGUAUCUCGGGCUCUGCAAGAUGUAUUUCAGUUGAUAUUCCUGGUCAUGGAAGCUCAAGGGUACAAAGCCAUGCUAGUGAGACCCAGCAAGUGCCAACUUUUUCAAUGGAGAUGAUAGCGAAGACACUGUAUAAGUUGAUUGAGCAAAUUACUCCUGGGAAAGUUACCGUCGUUGGAUAUUCCAUGGGAGCAAGAAUUGCACUGUACAUGGCUUUGAGAUUUAGCAACAAGAUCGAAGGAACUGUUGUGGUAUCGGGGAGCCCUGGGAUCAAGGAUCCAGUUGCAAGGAAGGUUCGAAGUGCAACAGAUGAUUCUAAAGCACGAAUGUUGGUUGACCAUGGACUAGAAAUCUUUCUGGAGAACUGGUACAAUGGAGGCUUGUGGAAAAGCUUGAGAAGUCAUCCCCAUUUUAGGAAAAUAGUUGCAAGCCGGUUGCUACAUGAUGAUGUCCUUACUGUUGCAAAGCUCCUCUCGGAUCUAAGCAGUGGGAGACAACCGUCAUUGUGGGAAGAGUUGGAGAAUUGUGAUACAAAUAUCUCGCUUGUCUUCGGUGAGAAAGAUGUCAAAUUCAAGAAAAUUGCUAUAAGAAUGUACUGCGAGAUGAGUAAGAGCAAGAAAGGCGAAAAAAAUAUAAUCGAGACGAUUGAAAUCCCGGAGUCUGGCCAUGCUGUCCAUCUCGAGAGCCCUCUUCGUGUGAUCCUCGCUCUUAGAAAAUUCUUAACAAGAGUACACAAAAGUUGUGCAGAGACAGAGCUUUCUCAGAAGCUAUUGUUAGCCGUUAAAGAAUUGUAA